AGAGAGGAUGAUGCAGGGGAUCAGCUCUUUUUCCCAUCUUCAUCACCAUCACCAUCACCAUCAUCAUCAUCAUCAUCCUCAUCCUCAUCAUCAUCAUGUCCAUCUUCAUCAGUCCAGUCAACUCCAGCCGAGGGGGGAUCAUGUCAGUGAACAGCACCGAGGAGACAGCAGCAGCAGACUACACCUGUGUGCGCUUCUACGUUUCCACCGUGUCCUUCUCCAUCCUCCUCUUCUUCAACCUCCUCAUCAACUGGACCAUCGUGCGUGAGGAGCGGCUCCGGACGCGCAUGCGCUUCGUGCUCGUCUUCCAGCUGCUGGUGUCGGCCCUGCUCCACCUGGGCACCAGCAGCGUCUUCUACUCGCAGGUGCAUGCGGACGCGCGGCCGGGGAGGUCCGCGUGCCUCCUGAUGGUGACCGUCCUGAUCUCCUCCGCCUCCUGCAUCCUCCUCACCCUCACGGUGAUGGCGCUGGACCGCUACUGCGCCGUGUGCCACCCCAUGCGCUACACCCACACCUGCACCGUGGGGCACUGGCCCUGGCUGCUGGGGGGGCUCACCUGGCUGGUGGCACUGGUCAUCCCCCUCAGCCUGCUCCUGCAGCCCAGCCCGGAGGACCACCACCACCAGCAGGGGAGGUGUGGCCCGGAGCAGCUGAGGAGAGGCGGCCUGCAGAAGGUGCUGUUCAUCGGGCUGUGCACCAUGCUGAUCCUGUACAGCUACGUGCGCAUCCUGGUGGAGGGCCGCAGGUUGGGGGUGCUCAACCGGCACAACCGGGCCGGGUGUCGGACCAUCGCCCUGCACGGCUCCCAGCUGGCCGUGUACAUCCUGCCCAGCUUCGUGAGCUUCGUGCUGGCCACUCUGCACAAGCAGGAGCUGAUCCGGACCCAGACCCGGGAGCUGUCCUCCGUGGUCACCUUCGCCUUCUUCAGCCUGGCGCAGUGCGUGGCACCCAUCGUGUACGGUUUGCGCAAAGAGGAACUCCUGGAGAAGAUGAGCCGCAGGUUCCCGUGCUGCUCCCGCUACCUGAAGAGCGUCCUGGGCUGGACGGUGCGAGGCAGCUGGAUGCCCCCCCACCACAGAGCACAGCACGACCCCUACAGAAAACGAGCACUCACAGCCCAGACGAUCAUCUCCCAAGAGCUCCCACAAGUCCCAGAGGAGGAGGAGAUGAGGCCAGUGUCAGUCAGGAUUUCCUCACAUGACUCCCACUCAUGUCAGGGUGAUGCAGACAAUGCCUGA
Molecule: messenger RNA, 1238 nt
Organism: Limanda limanda (common dab)
Lineage: Eukaryota; Metazoa; Chordata; Actinopteri; Pleuronectiformes; Pleuronectidae
Exons: 2
Coding region: 96-1238 (380 amino acids)
Biological process (GO): G protein-coupled receptor signaling pathway
Cellular component (GO): membrane
Molecular function (GO): G protein-coupled receptor activity
Source: RefSeq, a predicted model, not a curated record